GUCCUCCAUGCUGUCUUGAUGCCUCCUUCCUUUCAGUCACCCUCUUAGCUCAUGCUGCCUCAGUGAGGCAGCUGUACUUCACCAUCGCCCUUGGCCUGCUCCUCUUCUCCCCCAAGGACUUCAUCCACAGCCAACCCAGUGCUAGAACAUUCUCCUCUGGUCGCAGCCACGGGUGGUGGAGAGGGAAAGGGCUAGACAUUUUUAACCUCGGCCCGAUUGUGAUGUAAAUACUGUGUGACCCUAGGCCCAAAUGGGCAGCGGUCCUGCCCGCCCUCACCACCCCCAGACCUAGCACUGGUGAAGUCACCGCUCCCUGAGCCAGGCCCUGAGGGAGAGGAGUUGAGGACAGAGCCCGCGGUGUCUGCGUGGGCCAGGGAUGCCAGACUCCUGCGCCCCGAUCUGAGGGCCUGUGUGACCCGGUCUCUAGGCACCAUAGCCUGAGCCUGCAGCCCCCAAGCUUGAGUCCCCGCGCUGAGUGCCAGAGUAGCCCUGGGCAGCGAGGGUUCCCUGGCGAGAGGAACAAUCUGUGAUGUCACAGCGCCAACGCACGGGUCACAGUGCAGCCCUCCCCCUCGACCACCCGGCCUGGGCGAGCGGCAGACACCUGCCCGGCCCCUCCUGGACCGGAGCAACCUCCCGUGGCCAGGGCUCGGGCAACCGCUUCCAGCCUGGGACCGGCCUCGGCCUCCGAGUGCCCCGGGGCCUGGACAUGAGUGCCCAGGAGCCCCCGCAAGGACGCAGAUUCCCCAUUGAGGCCGGAGACUCCCCUGGCCUUGCCGCCGCCCCCGAGUCCCAGGACAACCCGGAGACGGUAGCUACCGAGCACAACCCCGUCAGGUGAGGCCGGCGCCCCGCCCUGCGGCCCCGCGCUCCGCCCCA
This is a messenger RNA of Fukomys damarensis (Damara mole-rat), 879 nucleotides long. It is a transcript of the gene Fam229a, whose product is annotated as family with sequence similarity 229 member A. The transcript has 2 exons. The record is from RefSeq and is a predicted model, not a curated record. The coding region runs from base 530 to 841 and encodes 103 amino acids. Lineage: Eukaryota; Metazoa; Chordata; Mammalia; Rodentia; Bathyergidae.